GCAACCGCAAUCCUUCGAAUUGUAGCACCAAGACAACCAUCUCUUUUUUGAACAAUUCUCUGGAGCAAUAUAAUUUGAAAUUAUUGCGAUCAGAGUUGCCACCACUUGCAUCUUUUUUGUUGCUGAGCAGCUGGUCUCUUUCCUCUCCACGAAACAUUCCGCAAGUUUGAGAACGAUAGGCUUUCAUUAAACUGCAGUUUAUGCUGACAGGAACCGAUUGUCAUCGAGGCAGAGCACAUCCAAACCAUCCAAAACAAACCCAAAACUGGCGCAUCACAAAAGCUUCAGUCAUUUAGCGCAUAAAUAAGAAGUAGCUCAAGUUUUACCAAAACAUAAUCAUUGUUGGCCAUCGACAGCGACUGGGCUGCCUUUCAAAUUUCAAAUACUUUUUUCGAACCAAGCAAUUUGACUAGCACAGCAAUCGCACAUACAACCCUCAUAAGUAGCCCUGUUGAGGUAUUUACCAGUAGAUUCAGCGAAACAUUUUGAAGACUUUCGUCAGAAACAAUUUCAACAUCUUCUUGCAAACUUUCAAUUUCCACAAAUUCAUCAUGUCUCCACCUCAGAUAAACGUAGAUAUUGCUUUGUGCUUGUUGAAGAACAGCGACACUAAUUUUCUCAUCGGCUACAAAAAUUCGAUUCCUGAUCCGAGAUACUUGACGUUCGACCAAAUAAAAGACACCAAUCCCGCUGUCUUGGGAAACCCCGAACCUCAUAAGUUCAUCUAUUUCCAUUUCAGAAAAGCCGACGACUUUGUAAGAUCUAAGCAGAUCAUCAUGCAUAGAUUCCCCAAUGCCCGCAACCACGAUUGGGAUAAUCAGGAUGAUAUCAAUAAACUCAAUGUAUUUAGAAUGGCUGCCGUCAAAUUAGCAAUGGCUGGCAUUGAUGUUUCAGUGGGAAAGAAAUGUUACAGCGUUGUACCCAAGUCAUUGAAAAGAAUUUGGUUUCCAAAUUUGGUAGAAUUUGUUGAAGAGUGGAGAGCUGAAUCUUCCAGAUAUCAGGCUGAGGCGAUGAUCGAUCAAAAUAUGACUGAUGGAGACGAGGCACACUAUGGAGAUGAUGAAGAUGACGAAGAUGACGAAGAUGACGAAGAUGACGAAGAUGACGAAGAUGACGAAGAUGAUGGAGACGAUGAAUAUGAUGGAUACGGUGGAUACAGUAGAUUCUAUGCAGGCAAUGCUCAUGGAAAUGUUGUUCAUCUCGCUCGCAGAGCCAUCCAAACUGGCGUUGAGAAUUUAGAGGGACAGCAAGGAUCCGCUGAAGUAGAAGGUGGUAUGACUAUUGAAACAUCUGUCGAUAGUACAGAUGAUGAUGACUUGUCAUCGGAUGGUGUCAGAGAUCGACAAGCGCUUCGAGCUUAUCACGCUGCUGCUCGAACUGCGCUCUCGUCUUCCUCCUACAUCCCAGUCGAAGCCCCAAUUCAAAACCCAGCAUUAAGCUCUGCUCCCACAAACACCGGUUCGCCAAUCCCCUCCUCCCAAUUUGCUGGUUCUCCAAUAAUUGGUCCUCAACCAUUGAGUUUAGCUGCAGAAGCCGAAUCAUUGAGCCUCGACGACCCUGAUGCAAUGAGCUUUGAAUUGGAGCAUUCUGUCAACAAUGAGGGCCAUGAAGGAAUUUCACUGCUAUGAAAAGCAAGGUAGCUGCAGGUGAAGGCAAGAUUCGUGUCGAAUAACAAAAGCUCGCUUUGAUUUAGUUGAAAAUCCUACGAUCUCAGCA
Messenger RNA from Botrytis cinerea B05.10, 1716 nucleotides. RefSeq lists its product as hypothetical. The transcript is spliced from 6 exons. Bases 552 to 1628 code for a protein of 358 amino acids. The record is from RefSeq and is a predicted model, not a curated record. NCBI's taxonomy places the organism in Eukaryota, Fungi, Ascomycota, Leotiomycetes, Helotiales, Sclerotiniaceae.